UCUCGCACUGAGGUCCCGCCACGGGUCCCGCUCCGGUUCCCCCCUCACGUUUCCCCUCAAGCUCCCGCCAUGGUUGUCCCUCACGGUUCCCGCUCCGAGCCCCGCCGUGCCCCGGCGGCCGCCGCGGUCCCGCCCCCGCUGUCUCUCUAUGGUGCGGCGCGGCCGCUCUGCCCCGCCCGGAGGCCGCGCUCGCAUCGCCGCGGGGUCCCGGCCCCGGGCCCAGCCGGGCCGGCAGCAGCGAGCGGCGCCGGCAACAACCAACGGCCGAGCCGGGCCGGCAACCCCGGGCCCCAGCGGCCCCGUCCCGCCGGGCCGGCGCAUGGAGAAGCCCGGCAGGAUGGACUGUCCCGCGCUGCCUCCCGGCUGGAAGAAGGAAGAGGUGAUCCGAAAGUCGGGCCUGAGCGCCGGCAAGAGCGAUGUCUACUACUUCAGCCCCAGCGGGAAGAAGUUCCGCAGCAAGCCGCAGCUGGCGCGCUACCUGGGCAACGCGGUGGACCUGAGCUCCUUCGACUUCCGCACGGGCAAGAUGAUGCCCAGCAAGCUGCAGAAGAACAAGCAGAGGCUCAGGAACGACGCCCUCAACCCCAACAAG
Molecule: messenger RNA, 592 nt
Organism: Onychostruthus taczanowskii (white-rumped snowfinch)
Lineage: Eukaryota; Metazoa; Chordata; Aves; Passeriformes; Passeridae
Product: methyl-CpG-binding domain protein 2-like
Exons: 2
Molecular function (GO): DNA binding
Source: RefSeq, a predicted model, not a curated record